CACUGGAAAGAGAAGCUAAGAAAUCUCUUGAUGUGUGUAAACCAGUUUACGCAGCUUGUAAGAAACUAGAAGAUGGUGCUACUGGUUAUAUUACAAAAUGUUUUACAUCAGAGGAUAAUCUUUUAGGGGUAUUAAAAUCCUUGAAUACUGCUUUAGAUAAAAUGUUAAAAGUUGAUACUAAAAUUGGUAUGAUCUUAAAUGGGACAGCUAGGUAAAUCAUUUCAUAAUCACUAUUGACAUCACUAAGGCCCUAAUAAAAAUCUCAUAACUGUCUUGCAGCAUGACUAAUGGAAAUUAUUUCAAUCACUUUUCAUCUUCGAUUUAUCUACUCUCCAGUUUCUCAUCAUUCUCUUUAGGGUGAAGAGAGAAUUGAUUAAAGCUUCCGGUGCAGAAUGUGUUGAAGUCCUUGAUCAAAUUGUUAUAAAAGCAACGGCUACUACAAUGAACAUUGAUGCCAUAGGAUCACGGGAAGAUCUCUUUGCCUUGGCUGAAAAAUUUGUUUCCUUCACAAGUGUUCUGCUAUCUAAUACUGAAAGAACUCUAGUUAUUGAACAAAGGGAAAAAAUAAGAAUUUUAAUAAAGUCAAUCAAGAUUAGAAUUGCUCAAAUUCUCAAAAUGUUAAAAAAUAUUUAUAAUAACCUUGUUCCAAACAUACAAGAAGUUAUAGGAUCAACAUUAAGAAUACCAAUACCAACAGUUGAACUCACAACAAUAAAUCCAAACAAUAAUGAAAUUACAAAUCCAGUAGUAACCAAUCCAGAAGAAACCACUCUAGUGGAUAUAAAUCCACCCAAUGUAACAGAAGAAGUCACUUCUCCAGUAAAUCCACCCACUGUAACGAAAGUCGUAUCUUUUACAGUUCAAGGAGAUACAACUACACCAGGAGAAACAACUACUUCAGGAGAAACAUCUGUAGAAAAAAAAACGACUAAUGCAGGAGAAACAACUAUAGUAGGAAAAACUACUACAUUAGGAGAAACAACAACUGCAGGAAAAACAGCCACUGCACAAGUAACAACUACAGUACAAGCAACAACAACAGCUGGAGAAAAAACUACUGCAGAAGAAACAACUACACUAGGAGAAACAGCUACUGCAAGAGAAAUAUCAACUACAGGUAAAUCAACUACAAUUGGUAAAAUAACAACUGCAGGAGAAACAACUACUGCAGGAGAAAUAUCUACUGCAGAUAAAUCAACUACAUUUGGAGAAUUAAUAACUGCAGAAGAAACAACUACUGUUGGAGAAACAACUGCUACAGGAGAAACAACUACAGUAGGAGAAACACCUACAGCAGGAGAAAAAUCAACUGCAGGAAAAACAACUACUGCAGAAAAAACAACUGCUACAGAAGAAACUACUAUUGCAGGAGAAACAACUACAAUAGGAGAAACAUCUACUGCACAAGAAGCAACAAAUGCAGGAAAAACAACUAUUUUAAGAACAACAACUACAGUAGGAGAAACAACCUCAGUAGAAGAANGAUGA
This is a messenger RNA of Eurytemora carolleeae, 1488 nucleotides long. RefSeq names its product flocculation protein FLO11-like. The record is from RefSeq and is a predicted model, not a curated record. The transcript has 2 exons. Bases 442 to 1488 code for a protein of 348 amino acids. NCBI's taxonomy places the organism in Eukaryota, Metazoa, Arthropoda, Copepoda, Calanoida, Temoridae.